This is a messenger RNA of Pygocentrus nattereri (red-bellied piranha), 3473 nucleotides long. Its product is annotated as centrosomal protein of 128 kDa. Bases 99 to 3167 code for a protein of 1022 amino acids. Lineage: Eukaryota; Metazoa; Chordata; Actinopteri; Characiformes; Serrasalmidae. The transcript has 24 exons. The record is from RefSeq and is a predicted model, not a curated record.
CACUGACUUAGUUAGCGUUACUAACGGCAUUGAGCAAUAUGUUUUAAUAGCCAUGACAAGUACACGGGCACAACGGAGUACACAGUUACAGAAAUAAGAUGCUUUUACCCAGUACUAAGCCUGCAUCGACUAUGGAGUCAUCCAGUGAAUCUGAAAUGUACAGCAGGUCGAGAGAUCAUCGCUCUCGAAGGCGAGACGCACUAAGACAUAAAAAAAGUCGAGAUUUAGCCACGGACAGCGUAGGCAUAGCAGAGAAAAUCGACACACUGGCAGACACGUUACAGGAUGCAAGCAGGAACUUGAAUAAAGUGGAUCAGAUGCUGGGCCAGUACAGAGAGCAUACAGAUGACCACUCUGAUGCCAUAGCAACACUACAGGACAGCUUAGAGGAGUCUAUUCACCAGCUUCAGAGCCAGCGUCUCAAGCGGUCCACAAGCGGAUGUAGUGCCUCAUUCUCUACAUUGCACAGUAGCCUGGAAGAUGGCAACAAUUUUGGUGGGCGGCACCACAAUCCCACAUCUCCUUUGACAGAUUAUAGGAGUCUGGAAAUGAGCAACAGGAGAUCUGCUACAGUGCGCUUCAGAGACCCUUGUCAGACAGAGGAACAGGUCCACUCACUGCAUCAGGCCCUGAGAGACCUGCGCAGUGACCAGCUCCAGUUGGGGCAUGAGAUAGAUCAAGAGAUCCUUAAGAGGAACAGGUCAGAUAUUCAGACCAGAAAAACAUUAGUAGACCUUACAAAGCAAAUACAGGAAUCUCCGGUGGAGGAAGCGGUGUCCUUGCGAGUGGAGAAACGACUGCAGAAGAUUGAGAGUGAGAUUCUAUCUCAGCAACAGAUGGUCUCAGAGAGGCAUUGCAAACAGCAGCGAGGCAACAUGUCUACUGAAUUACAGACGGCUUUGAAAAGGUGUGAUGCCCAGAAUCACUCAAGUGAAGACAGCUACAGAAAUAGAUUUUUGAGAUCUGAGAGUGAGAUUUGCAAGUUGGAGCAGGACUUGGAGGGUGUAAGGAAACAAUUGGUCCGCUCUGAGAGUGGACAAGGUGCACUUUUUCAACAGAUAGAGGACAUGCAAGCACAACUUUUAAGGUCUGAGAGAGAGCGUGCACAGCUGCAAAGGGAGAUCUCAGUGCUCCGCUUCCAGCACAGGAGUGUAUUAGAGCUGCAGGAAAGGGCUGCAGAGGAGGGCCUAAGGCAAGGAGGAAAAGUGCUGGAAAGGGAACUUGAGGAUCUGAGAGUGCAGUUGCGCCAAAAUAGUAGCCUAAACGAGACACAGGAGCUCAAGAGGAAUGUGGAGCGCAAAGAGAAUGAGAAAAAACAGCUGGCCUUGCAAAUUGAGGUGCUGUCCUCAGAUCUGGAGCGGAGGGACCAUCAGCAACUUCAGAUUUUAAAGGAGGUCCAGGCACUCUCUGAGGACAGGGGAGCUGAACUGGCAAAGGUGGAAGCUCAGCUUGCUGAAAAUGAAAAGAAGAAAGAAGAGCUGCGAACCAAAGCACAAGAGGCCAUCAGGCAGUGGAAGGCCAAAUGCAGGAAGCUGGAAUGUCAGCUACAGGAACUGAAAGAAAGACAAAGCAUGAACCAACCUACACAGGCGUUAGCGGAGAGGGAGAGCAUUUUGAGGCAGCAAAUAGAAGGCACACGUAAGCAACUUGCUGAGGUUCUUGGCCAUCUAGCUCAACGUGAGGAGGAAGUUCGGCAAUGCAAUGUCGAUCUUGCUGAAGCGCGCUCACAGCUUGUAAUUCUGAAGGAAGAGCUGGGAGACAGUAGAGAGUCUUUGCGAAGCUUGGAAGAUGAAACCCAGAGACAGAGCUUGAUUCAAACCCGUCUGAGGGAAGAGAACCAGAAACUGGAGAAGCGAUUAGAGGACCUGGGAAACCGGAGGGAGCAGGAGCACGGCAGUCUUAUAGAACUUCAGGCUUUGGUGAAGAGCUUAAGUGCUGAGCGUGCAAAUCUCAAUAGCAGGUUGACUGAGGCAGAGAGUUUCAGGAAGGAGCAGGAAAAUAGGCUUGUAUUGGUUCAGGAGGAGAAGGCCUCAUUGAGCCAGCAACUGCAGCUGGAGAGGGAGGUGCAUCAGAGAGAACUGGGCCACUUGAGACAACAAGAGGACAAAAUCAAACAAAACCAUAGUUUGCACAAGACGCUGAGACUGUAUCAUCAAGAAAGAGAAGAGCUAAAGGCACUCAUCAAAGACCUGAAGACAGAGGCAGUGGUGGAUAAGGAGCUGGUGAGGGUGCUACAGCAAAAGCUGGACAGGAUGAAAGCGGAGUGUGAUAUUCUGACAGAACAGCUGAGCAGCAGUGCGGAAAGUCAUGCUAAACUUCACAAGAUGUGUCAGAUGUUGAAAGAGGAGCUGGAGGUGAAGAUACAGUUUUCAGAGCAAAUGGAGGAGAGAAGACAUGCAGCUGAGGACUCCAUGGCAGAGAUGCAAAAGAAGAUAGCAAACCUCAAGUUGGAGCAGACAUCCAUCCUGCACGCAGUGGAGUCUGAAAUUGACUUGGCCUGCAAAGCUGUGUGUAAAGACUCAGCUGCCAAACUGAAAGCUGUAAUGCUCACUAGUGGCCAACAGAAUGAUUGCCAUCAUUGGCUCGCUGAAAUGAAGACUAAGCUGCAGUGGCUGUGUGAUGAGGUGUGUGUGCAUGAAACCCAGGAGAAGAAACUGACCAGGGUGGUGCAACAGUGUAAAGAGCAGAUGAAGACACUGAAGCAGAGCAGGGAUUCUGAACAGCAGAACUUGCUAGAUCGUAUUACUGAGCUGGAGAGACUGCUACAGGGCAUUGUCUCAGAGAAGCAAGAUCUUCUUGAGAAGAGUCGCAGGAAGGAUGAUGAGAUGAGAAGUCUUCAGGAUCGAGUUCUGGAUCUCGAAAUGAGUACCAGACUUGCCUUGGAUCAUUUGGAGUCUGUCCCUGAAAAGCUAAGCCUGCUGGAAGAUUUUAAAGACCUUGAGGAGUCACAGAGACAGAGAGAAGCAGUGGAACAGCGCUAUGCCAAAUAUAAAGAGAUUGUUGGGGCGCUGCAACACCAGCUAGAAGAGUCCAAGAGGAGAAUACAAGAAUACAGGGAUGAGAAACUUGAUGCUACAUCAUGGAGCCUGCAUCUUGAUGGUCUGUCUUUGUCUCUGCGUAGUCAGAACAAGUCCUUGACCGGUAAUGCCUCCACACAGAUGCCUUGACAGCCUAGACAGUCUAGAGUGUGCUGCAGCUGUAUCCAUGAACACUGUUCUCCAAACAACGGUGCAAACCCUGAUCAGAUAAACUGCACCAUGGGCAGUCAUAGUCCAUUGCCUGAAUGUUAGAAACCGCACAUAAGCCAUAAGUAUGUUUCUUCACUUGGAGGUUUUAAAAUAUGAUUGCAGUCAUCACAGUUUAAAAUGUGGUCAUUUUUAAAACUCUUUUCUAGCCAAGUUAUGAAAUUUUGAAAAAAAACUUUUCCCUAUACAUAUAUUUACUAUACAUAUAUUUAAUAAUCUUUUUAAGGU